This is a messenger RNA of Juglans regia (Persian walnut), 646 nucleotides long. RefSeq lists its product as uncharacterized. The coding region runs from base 140 to 457 and encodes 105 amino acids. Gene Ontology annotation, biological process: embryo development ending in seed dormancy. The record is from RefSeq and is a predicted model, not a curated record. Lineage: Eukaryota; Viridiplantae; Streptophyta; Magnoliopsida; Fagales; Juglandaceae. The transcript is spliced from 3 exons.
CGGAUCUCAUUAUUGAAUCGUUAUUUUCGGGUUAGAUAUUGGAUGCAGGAUUAGUCUCCUCAAAUGCAUGCAUGCCAUCCUCAACUUGUUUUUAAACGUCUUCAAGGUGUGAGACACUUGUCGUGUCUGUGGCCAUAACAUGAUAAAGUGUGAGAAGGCAGGGAAACCCGGUUGUGAACAAAGACUAGGAGAGUGUGGAAAAAUGCAGGCUGUGAAGGACAAGCUGCAAGACAUGAACGCUAUGCGCAAGGCCAAGGCCGCAGCAAAUGAAGAAGAGAAGGCUGAACAAGAUUUAGCAAAAGCCAGAAUGGAGGUUGCACGCGAGGUAAGACUGAUGGAGUUGCAUGUAGCCAGGGCUGGGGAGAAGGCGGAAAGGGAGGUAUCCAAGCAUGCCACCAAGAAUCCAAAUGCCGGCUGCAGUGUCGACUCGACGGACAAGGGUGCUAUGGCAAUUUGAAAUAGUCGCCCUAUUGAUGGAGCUUGCGAGCCCCCUCAUACUAGUGGAUAAAGAUAUAUAUAUAUAUAUACACAAAAAUAGCUCAUAUUUUGUACCAUCCAAACAUCACCCGAUUAAUUAUCAAUUAAGUUGUAUUAAACAACUUUAGACACCUGUGAAAGGUGAAUGUAAUUUAUUCUUGACUCUUUA